AUGGACAUGAUGAAGAAUAGCCCUUGUGAUGUCUCUUCUUCUUCUUACAUGCUUAUUGAGGCCAGUGGUGACUCUGAAGCUGAUUGGAACCCCUUUGCUAUGGGUGAACAUGCUUAUGAAAUUGGCAGAGCAGAUGAUGAUGCUCAAUCUUGCAUCUAUGAUGAUUCUGAGACUUGUAAUGCUGCUGAUGAACUCAAUGGAUAUGAUGAGUCCUGGAAUAAUGAUGAUGAUGAUGCUGAAGACGAGAAGAAAGAUGAUGUUAUUCAUCAUGGAACUUCAUAUUGUGAUGAUGAUGAGAUGCAGCAACACCAGAAGUCAUGUGUGUCUGAUGAUUCUGGCCAAGAAUUUGUGGAUGAGAUGGAAAAGAACAGGCUUUUCUGGGAAGCUUGCUUGGCAUCUUGA
This is a messenger RNA of Glycine soja, 402 nucleotides long. RefSeq lists its product as uncharacterized. NCBI's taxonomy places the organism in Eukaryota, Viridiplantae, Streptophyta, Magnoliopsida, Fabales, Fabaceae. The record is from RefSeq and is a predicted model, not a curated record. Bases 1 to 402 code for a protein of 133 amino acids. The transcript has a single exon.